AUGUCAAAUCAUAAAGAAACACCUAAGGUUUCCACGGCGGGAGGGUUUGUUGCCGGAGCUUUAGCAGCUUGUGGAGCUGUUACUUUCACCAAUCCUAUUGAAUUAAUUAAAACUAGAAUGCAAUUACAAGGAGAGUUAACCAAAGCUGAUGCACAUAUUCCCAAAGUAUAUAAGAAUCCCAUUCAAGCUUUUGGAGUCAUUUAUAGAAAUGAAGGGAUAAAAGGUUUACAAAAAGGUUUAGUUUCUGGAUAUCUUUAUCAAAUUGGUUUAAAUGGUUGUAGAUUUGGUUUUUAUGAACCAAGUAGACAAAUUUUAUCCGAGUUUUUCUAUCCUGAAGCUUUUGCAAAAGGUCAAAUACCUCAAAAUAUGGCUAUUAAUGUAUCGUCUGGUUUUAUUUCUGGUGUUUGUGGUGCCAUUGUUGCUAAUCCAUUAUUUUUGAUCAAAACUAGAAUGCAAUCAUAUAGUGCAGCUGCUAACGUUGUAAGUAAUGCAUCCGCUGACGCUCCAAAAAUUCAAUCAGUUGGUCAACAAACCUUUUAUAAAAGUCCAUGGGAUGGUUUAAAGAAAAUUUAUACCAGUGAAGGUAUCAAAGGUUUAUUUAGAGGAGUUGAUGCUGCCAUUUUAAGAACCGGUGCAGGAUCAUCUUGUCAAUUACCUUCAUAUUUUUAUGCUAAAAAUCUUGUUGUUUCCAAUAAUAUAGCAGCCCCAGAUUCAAUCUUAACUCAUUUCUUAUCAUCAUCAGCUGCUGGAUUGGUUGUAGCUGUUGUUAUGAAUCCUUGGGAUGUUAUAUUAACUAGAGUUUAUAACCAAAAGGGAGAUUUAUACAAAGGACCUGUUGAUUGUUUCAUCAAAACAUUCAAAACUGAAGGUCCAACCGCAUUUUAUAAAGGAUUCUGGGCUCAAUUAUUCAGAAUUGGACCUCAUUCAAUCCUUACUUUAAUGUUCAUGGAACAAUCAAUGAAAUUUGUAGCUGAAGUUGAAUCGUUUUUUUAA
This is a messenger RNA of Yamadazyma jaroonii, 993 nucleotides long. The record is from the annotation of a GenBank genome assembly. NCBI's taxonomy places the organism in Eukaryota, Fungi, Ascomycota, Pichiomycetes, Serinales, Debaryomycetaceae.